This is a messenger RNA of Durusdinium trenchii, 1476 nucleotides long. The record is from the annotation of a GenBank genome assembly. Lineage: Eukaryota; Dinophyceae; Suessiales; Symbiodiniaceae.
AUGCGAGGCUGGUACUUCUUGGCAAAAUGCUUGUUGCUGAGAUGCCGAUGCUGCAGGUGUAUUUGGGAAGCCCCAAUACAUGGAGGACCUGAUCAACUUCAAGCCUUGCGCCAUUUUGCAACUGAUUUGCAGCGCUGGGGUGAGAAGAAUGCUGGUAUGGAGUGGCCCAUCUUGGCACAGCGCUAUGACCUGGUCAUUUUUGUCCUCCUUCUUCAGAUUGCACUCUUCGGCAAUUUCAGAUGGUCUGGAGGAGCGUUGUUCCUCCUCCUUUUAGUCGUUGUCUUGCUACUCCGCCGAAGCACCUUGGUCGGCCUGGAUCGAUGGCGCAGCUUCUUCAGCCUUCUGGAAACCUUGGGUUUUCUUCUCUUUGCCGCCGUGCUGAAUGCCGCCUAUUCACCUGCAGCGGGCUUGGGAGUGCUGGUGAUGGCCAUCGUGCUGCAGUGCUUCAUGGCCCGCACAGAGCUACGGGCCUAUCGAACCAUGCGAGCAGUGACCCUGGGGCUUCAUUGCAGCCUAGUGGUCAUCGUAGCAAUUUGCAUGUGGUCCAUGGAGGGCGGCUCUCAUUGGAGUGGCCAUCGAAAAGCACCUGCUGAAAAUGCCAUCGGUGGCAGCGUGGAAGAAUACCCUUUUUGCCAUCUCAAGUGGCCUUUGGGAAAGGAAGGAAAGCAGGAGAUGUCCCUGAUCGAUUUUGCCGACAUGUGCGCGUUGACUAACCUGCCAAGCUCAGAUUUCAACUCUUCAUUGGAGUCACGAUUUCCUGGUUGGAGCUUGUUGUACGAGCGGCGUGGAGGGGAGAGCCACAGCUAUGGCUACAAUGACUGGACCACCUUCUUUGAACUGGCGGAUCCCAGCAACGAAACCACCAUUUUCGCGGUCCGUGGCACGCAAAGCCCACUGGAUGUCAUGCAAGACUUGAACAUCUUCACACCCGUGGCAGUCACUCAAAUUGCAGCUUAUUUCGGUCCGGACUUGACCUCGUCCGUGACGAAGACCGUCUUCGCGCUGUUUUCUGGCUUGCCCACCAUUGACAAGGAUUUCUUCCAAGUCUUGCUGGAGCAUGUGAAGAAUCGAGUCAAGGGUUCUCCAGACAGACGGUUUUACCUUACAGGCCACUCUCUGGGGGGUGGCCUGGCCAAGCUGGUGGCUUUGGAAGUGGGGCAGAAGUCAGUGACCUUUGCAGCACCAGGUUUGCGUUACACCUCCCAAAUGCUUUUAUCGGAUACGGCCUUUAGCAAGGACCAGCUCUUAGCUUCAGGUGAUCGCUUGGGAACGGUGGUGGUGCCAGAGCACGACCUGGUCUCUCGUGUAGAUCAACAACUGGGAGCUCAACUUGGCAUUGCCUGCGACAAAAACCUGUGCCUCGAGCGGAGCAUCCGUUCCUUCCAAAAGUUGCAAGGAAAUGGAAGAAAGGACAGCACGAGCUGGUCACGACCUGGUCACUCAAGACCUCAGAAACCAUGCAGGUUCUGUUGGUGA